GGCCCGGACUACACUCGCCGGCGUGCCCCGGGGCGCCGCCGCCGCGCGCAGGCGCCGGCCCGGGCGGGUCGGUGUUGUUUUGUGGCGGCGUCACUGGCGGUGCGGCCGGCCCGGGCGGGCCGCGCUCAGUGUGCUUUGAGAAUGUCUGAAAAUUCCAGUGACAGUGAUUCAUCCUGUGGCUGGACUGUCAUCAAUCACGAGGGUUCUGACAUAGAGACGGUGACUUCAGAAAAUGGAAGCACAAAUGAUAACCACGAAUUCAUUUCAGAAGAAUAUGUUACUUUGCAAGAAGAAGAGCAACCCAUCGAUUUGCAAGCUCAGCACAGCACUGAUGGAGAGAUACCAGUGGUAGAUAACACUCCCUCUGCUUUUGAGGAAACUCAGACAGUUCCAGAGGGAAGGAAAGAAAAAGUACAUGAUGAUGGUUCCUGUGUUGGGACUAUUAGUGAUGAUUCUGACAUUGUUACACUUGAAGCUCCGAAAGGCGAAGAAACUCAGAGUCAGGAGGAAGCUCCAGCUGAUGGUGAAGAAGCUCGCAGUUCAGAGGAUUUUAACAUGGGUUCCUCCUCUAGCAGUCAAUAUGCAUUUUCCCAACCAGAAACUGUCAGUUGGCUGGAGAAGCUGAGGAAGAUUCCUGAUUAUGUAAGGGAAUGGGGCAAUGAGGUGAAAGAGCAUGUGUCUCGCAGUCUUCCUUUCCAAGUUUUUUCAUCUCAGGCUAGCAAUGAUGAAUCAAGUAGCGAUGAAACUAGCAAUCCGACCAGUCCCACAGUGCGAAGACGUCGGGCUAAGAAGCGGCUGAUCUCUAGCUCCGAGGCUGAGAGCAGAUCCCCUGCUGACCCAGAGUCCGAACCUCCCCGAGAAGAGCAGCACAAGCGCCAGUUCAGUAGCGGCCUGAAUAGAUGCAUCAUACUAGCUUUGGUGAUUGCCAUCAGCAUGGGCUUUGGACACUUCUAUGGUAAACCUGAAGGUACAAUACAGAUCCAGAAACGUCAGCAGCUGGUAACAAAGACACGUGAAUUAAAAGAUAUGAAAGAUGACAUUUACCAGUGCCAACAAGAGCAAGGAGAUAAAGUGGGGUUGCUCAAGGGAGAUCUCUCCACAUGUUUGACUUCUACUGAGAUGGAAAAGAAAUCCUUUGAAUUGCACAAAAAAAGUCUUGCUGCAGAAAAUCAACACUUAAGAGAAUCCCUAGAGAAGGAAGAAAAAGCUUUGGCUUCACUUCAGGAAGAAUUAAGAAAACUAAGACAACAAAUUAGAAACUUGGAAGAUAAAGGUACUAGUACUGAGUCAAUUGUCAUGGAAAACCAGAAACUAAGGGAACAUCUGGAAGAGGAAAAGCAAAGAAAUCAUAACUUCCUUAGACAAAAGGAAACGCUCUUUGCUGAAGCACAGAUGCUAAGGAGAGAAUUGGACAAAGAACGUCGUGUUACAGAAGCUCUAAAAAAAGAACUAGAACAGCUAGGUUCUAGUCAAGCGCCUGACAAUGUUGCUGAUGAUGAUACAUUAAGGGAAAAUCAAGAAAUAGAAACUCUGCGAGGAAGACUAGCAGAACUAGAAAAAAAGCUAAAUUUUGAGCAACAGCGCUCUGACUUAUGGGAGAAGCUGUAUGUUGAAGCAAAAGAUCAAACUGAAAAACAAGAAGUGAAUGAAAAGGGACAAAAGAAAGGUGCUAAAGGGCAAAGUAAGUCUAAAAAGAAAUCAAAAGAAUCAUUUUUUGGCUCAGUUAAAGAAACUUUUGAUGCUAUGAAAAAUUCCACCAAAGAGUUUGUUAGACACCAUAAAGAAAAAAUUAAGCAGGCUAAAGAAGCAGUGAAAGAAAACCUGAAAAAAUUCUCUGAUUCUGUAAAGUCUACAUUCAGACACUUUAAAGAUACCACAAAAAACAUCUUUGAUGAAAAGGAGAAGAAGUCAAACGAUAAAAAGUACGAGGCAAACAAGAAAGCUCGAACUUUUUACCGAGAGCAUAACUCUUACGAGAAUCUGAAGAACAUGCAUUACAGGGGACCUCACAUGUCAAAAGAUUUCAAAGAUGGAAGAAAACAUCAGUUUACGACAUUUGAAAAAGAUGCAGCUUCAGACAAAUGUCUCAACGAUCCUUUGUGUAACAGAAGACAUCAGUUUGUCCUAAAAGGCUGUUCUGGUAUUUUUGAAUGUGCCCAUCAAGAAUUCACUAGUCUCUUUAACAGAGUAUCAGAUCCUAUUAGGGUAGAUGAAUUUAAUCGGCUAAUGAAAAAGUAUUUGCAACAAGUCGUACAUAACUUUCAUCACUGGAGAGAACUAGAAAAUUUCAUCAAUAAGUUUUUUCAUAAUGGGCUUUUUAUACAUGACCAGAUGCUGUUCACUGAUUUUGUUAAUGAUGUCAAGGAUUAUCUGGAAGAUAUGAAGGAAUACCGAAGUAAGAAUGAAAAUGUCUUUGAUGAUUUGGACAAAUACGUCUACAGAUACUACUUUCAGUAUGGUAAUUCACCCCAAUAUGGACCCAGUCGACCUAAAAGGCCUUCUUUUACACAAACUGAAAAUACCAGACAUGAAAAACAAGCUCAGAAGUACCACCAUCGUAAUAAAAGAGAAGGUAAAUGGCAUAAACAUGGUCGCACUAAUGGAAGACACAUGGCAAAUCUUGAAAUAGAAUUGGGGCAAUUACCCUUUGAUCCAAAAUACUAAGUAAUUUAUGGAAAAAAA
Oxyura jamaicensis (ruddy duck) is the source of this 2682-nucleotide messenger RNA. It is a transcript of the gene CCPG1, whose product is annotated as cell cycle progression 1. The transcript is spliced from 11 exons. Gene Ontology annotation, cellular component: membrane. The coding region runs from base 142 to 2664 and encodes 840 amino acids. The record is from RefSeq and is a predicted model, not a curated record. NCBI's taxonomy places the organism in Eukaryota, Metazoa, Chordata, Aves, Anseriformes, Anatidae.